This is a messenger RNA of Leptosomus discolor (cuckoo roller), 90 nucleotides long. The record is from RefSeq and is a predicted model, not a curated record. NCBI's taxonomy places the organism in Eukaryota, Metazoa, Chordata, Aves, Leptosomiformes, Leptosomidae.
UCAAUGGACUUGUCAACUUUGAAACCUUUUCCUUCUGGACAACCAGAAAAGUUUGCUUUGUUCUUGGAUAAAGUUGUUGGAUUUCAAUAA